AUGGCCUUGCCUGACGGCGGCUGGGGCCUGCCGAAGCGCUUCGGGGCCGCGGCUACGGACUCCCGCGACUCCGGAAACUUUGCAGCAAGAGAACCCUCUACGCCACCUUCCCCCAUCUCUUCCUCGUCCUCCUCCUGCUGCUCCCGAGGCGGGGAACCCGGCCUCGGUGGCGCCAGCAACUGCAGGACUUCUCAGCUCGACACGGAGGGCGGCCGGGAGCACCAGUACAGCUCGCUGUCCGCGGCGCGGCCUCUGAACGGGACGUACCACCAUCACCACCACCACCCGAGCCCUUACUCCCCCUACGUGGCGCCGCUGACACCUGCCUGGCCCGCAGGACCCUUCGAGACCCCGGUGCUGCACAGCCUGCAGAGCCGCGCGGGAGCACCGCUCCCGGUACCGCGGGGCCCCAGCGCAGACCUGCUGGAGGACCUGCCCGAGAGCCGCGAGUGCGUGAACUGCGGCUCCAUCCAGACGCCGCUGUGGCGGCCCUCGUCACGGCGGCUCGGAUUGUCUUGUGCCAACUGUCAUACCACAACUACCACUUUAUGGCGCAGAAAUGCUGAGGGAGAACCCGUGUGCAAUGCUUGUGGACUCUACAUGAAACUCCAUGGGGUGCCUCGACCACUUGCCAUGAAAAAAGAGGGAAUCCAAACCAGGAAACGAAAACCUAAGAACAUAAAUAAGUCAAAAACCUGCUCCGGUAAUAGCAAUAAUUCUGUUCCUAUGACUCCAACGUCCACCUCUUCUAACUCAGAUGAUUGCAGCAAAAAUACUUCCCCUACAACACAACCGACAGCCUCAGGGGCGGGUGCCCCGGUGAUGUCUGGCGCAGGAGAAAGCACCAACCCGGAGAACAGUGAGCUCAAGUAUUCAGGACAAGAUGGGCUCUACAUAGGCGUCAGUCUGGCCUCGCCGUCUGAAGUCACGUCCUCUGUGCGACAGGAUUCCUGGUGCGCUCUGGCCUUGGCUUGAGCCCAUGCUGCCAGGAGGCGGGAGGGCCCCACCACCAACCUCGCACCACUUGUGUCUGAUUUUGUCCAGCAGUCCAGACAGUGAGACUGUGCUGACAGAACAUUCCUCCGACGCGUGAUUUCCGUGCCUUUAUUUUGAAAGAGAUGUAUUUCCCAAGAGGCUUGCUGAAGAGUAAGAGAAGAUGGAGCUCCUGGGGGCAGGGCCUGUGUGGCCAGCAAGUCGCCUCCUCCCUCUGCGGGUCACCUCCAGCCAGCCUGCUUCUGGGUCAGCCACUGUGCUGUGUCCAGAAACAAGGACUGGGACCGUGGCCUUGCCUGCUAAGGAAUCUUGAGAGAGAUUUAAGACAAACGAUUUUAUGUGUAUUGCCCCAAAUCAUGUGCUUCUGAUUGAUCAUGGUUAUUCCAGAAUUUCUGCAUACCUUUUCCAUAUCUAGAUUUCACAUGCGUUCAUGGAGAAGAUCACUCGAGGCCAUUGGGUACAUGUCUCUGGAGGCUAAGUCUGUUCAUGAAGUCUUUUGUCAAAAAUAUUACUCAGUUUGCAAGACUGCAUUGUAACUUUAACGUACACUGUGACUGGCGUUGCUCAAACUCCAUGUUGUGUGACUGACCUGAAGUCAGUCGGAAUUUGUAAACAGGGUAGCAAACAAGAUAUUUUUCUUCCAUGUAUACAAUAAUUUUUUUAAAAAAGUGCAAUUUGCGUUGCAGCAAUCAGUGUUAAAUCAUUUGCAUAAGAUUUAACAGCAUUUUUUAUAAUGAAUGUAAACAUUUUAACUUAAUGGUACUUAAAAUAAUUUAAAAAGAAAAAAUGUUAACUUAGACAUUCUUAUGCUUCUUUUACAACUGCAUCCCAUUUCUAUAUUCCCAAUUGUUAAAGAAAGAUAUUUCAAGAACAAAUCUUCUCUCAGGAAAAUUGCCUUUCUCCAUUUGUUAAGAAUUUUUAUACAAGAGCACCAGUAUACCCCCUUCGUUUUACUGUGGAAUAUGUGCUGGAAAAAUUGCAACAAAACUUUACUACCUAACGGAUAGCAUUUGUAAAUACUUUAGGCAUCUGUAAACACUCUGAUGGAGUCUGUAUAGUGUGACUGACCCACGGGCUGGUUGGUUUACAUUAUUAUUUUUUUUAAUGGGAUGUCAUAUGGAAACCUAUUUCAACAGAGUUUUAAAAAAAAAUAAAAAGGGUAUUGUUUUGUCUUCUGUA
This is a messenger RNA of Tupaia belangeri chinensis (Chinese tree shrew), 2172 nucleotides long. It is a transcript of the gene GATA6, whose product is annotated as GATA binding protein 6. Gene Ontology annotation, molecular function: zinc ion binding; DNA-binding transcription factor activity, RNA polymerase II-specific; RNA polymerase II cis-regulatory region sequence-specific DNA binding. Gene Ontology annotation, biological process: negative regulation of transcription by RNA polymerase II; epithelial cell differentiation; cell fate commitment. Gene Ontology annotation, cellular component: nucleus. The record is from RefSeq and is a predicted model, not a curated record. Lineage: Eukaryota; Metazoa; Chordata; Mammalia; Scandentia; Tupaiidae.